AAACGGCGUCGUUUUUUGGAGCCCCAAAUUUUCUUUACUUUCCCCAAUUCAGAUUACCCCCGAGCGUCUGGUUUCCCAAACCUUGAAUCUCCAAAUCCUCUAAAAUCUCCCCCAAUUCGAUAUCCUCAAAUCGGUUUCCCAAAAUCCCCAAAUCAAAAUACCUGUGAUUUUCGCCGAAGCCCCUUUGAUUCUCUUUUUUUUUUUUCAUUUUCAUUUUCACAGUACACUCCAUCACUCGCAUCCACUGAUUCUCAUUGCUUUUGCAGUACCCAUAUCUCAAAAUCAAUUCUACGUAGUGUUUUAGCUACCCAAUGAACGUCAACUGCAACUCUCUAUUUUGUAUUUCCAAUAUAUCGAUCUGUGUUUGAAGAUAUGGCGGAAGCGACUGUUUUGGCGAUCUUGGAGCAGAUGACUGCAAUCACCAUUGAUAAAGCAAUCGAAGCCUGGAGUCUGGUGCAAGGUGCUGAGAAAGAGGGUGAAAAUGCUUGAAACCAACUUUAAAGCACUCCGGUUGGAGCUUGAAGAUGCAGAGGAGAAAGAAUACAUGGACAAACGGGUUAAACUUUGGUUAGACAAGUUCAGAUAUGUUUCUUAUGACAUGGAAGAUGUAUUAGAUGAGUGGGAAACUGCAGUUCAACAGUUGCAAACAGAUCCUUCUGGCUCUGCUUCUGUUCAUAACUAGAAGGUAUGCCCCUUUGUUUCAUGCUUUUCUUCAGGUUUUCAAGUUGUCAAGCAUUAUAAUAUUGCUACCAAAAUAAAGGAAAUCAAUGAAGAAGUAGAUGAGAUUGUUAAAGACAAAAUUAGGUUUGAGUUGAUAAAAAGAAAAAUCAACCAACCUAAACGUCCAGAAACUAUUUCUUUUGUGGAUGUUUCAGAGUUAAUUGGUCGAGAUACAGCAUCAUCUCUGUUUUUUGUUUAAAUCUUUUAUGUUCGAUCUCAUUUUCUUUUUAAUUCUAAAAUCACUGUACAGAGAUAGUAUUUAUUAAUUUUUGAUAUAUCUAACAAGCAUGUUCUGUGGCUAAUAUUUUCAUAGUUGUUGUCUGUUUUUAGCUCGUAAAUUGGUACACCUUUGUUUUCUCUUGAUUCUGAUUUUGAGCUUGGUUUAUUAUUUACACAAUUUUGGCAGCAAUAGUUCAUCUAAAACUAUAUAAUUGCUUUGGCGAAUGUUAAGGAUGAGCAACCAGAAGUACAAGGACCAGCAGUUUUGGUCUCAACUGAAAGAGGAUCAACUAUCAGUCCAAUUGCUUAGUUGCAUUUUCUUAAAAAUCCAACCGCCGGCGAAUUCCUCUGUGGCAUUGAAUAUAUUGCUGAGAUUUGCAUGGAUGCAAACAGUGUUGAAUUUUAAGGUGUCUUUACACAGAGAAACAUUAGCUGCUAUUGUUGCCAGUCUAGAGAUCAUUCAUCGCGGCAUCUGGAAUUUCUUCAGGUUGGAGAAUGAACAUUUGAACAAUUUUGGCAAGUUCCGUGCAUUUAAAUCAGUACCAUUGCCUUUCAACUAUGAAGAUGACGAAGAUAGGGAUGUUUAGGCUGCUGCAAAAAAUAAGAAAUAUUGGAAGCAGAAAGCAAAGAUGGAAAAAAAAUUGUAUGUUAAGCUUCUCUUUUACACUUGAUAUGGAUGUUGGGGAGUUCAUUGUUCCUGUUCCAUACGUAAAGCAAAUAAAGAAUUGGAGAGAAGAAGAGAAGAACAUGAAGAAUUGCUCUUGGCAGAAAGGGUAUGAGAGAAUAUGGGUGAUUAAGUCAAAUGGAGAAAGGGACAUCAUGUCCUUGUUGUGUGCAAGUGUCUUCUCCCUGAGACAGGCAAGGAACUUGACAUCAAGAAUGGUUCAACUUAAAGAUGCUUCCUUGUACUCAUUCUCAUACUCUUUAUAUUUUCCAAUGCUUUCUUCAAGUAGGAUACUAAGAAUUUCCUGUACUAUUCUUUCUGAUUGCUUAUAAAAUAGUUUUCUCAUUAGAACCUUCAUUUUCUCUUGUCUUUUAUGUAUUUGUGUAAAUCAUUUUUCUUUGUUUAGUGACACAAUGAAUCUUUGAACAUAA
Gossypium arboreum is the source of this 2034-nucleotide messenger RNA. RefSeq names its product phosphate transporter PHO1 homolog 7-like. The record is from RefSeq and is a predicted model, not a curated record. The transcript is spliced from 7 exons. Gene Ontology annotation, biological process: cellular response to phosphate starvation; phosphate ion transport. The coding region runs from base 1164 to 1526 and encodes 120 amino acids. Gene Ontology annotation, molecular function: inositol hexakisphosphate binding. Lineage: Eukaryota; Viridiplantae; Streptophyta; Magnoliopsida; Malvales; Malvaceae. Gene Ontology annotation, cellular component: Golgi apparatus; cytoplasm; plasma membrane.